Juglans regia (Persian walnut) is the source of this 945-nucleotide messenger RNA. RefSeq lists its product as uncharacterized. The record is from RefSeq and is a predicted model, not a curated record. The transcript has 2 exons. NCBI's taxonomy places the organism in Eukaryota, Viridiplantae, Streptophyta, Magnoliopsida, Fagales, Juglandaceae. Bases 146 to 907 code for a protein of 253 amino acids.
CCCGCAUCAUCAAUACAGUCGCAAUAUCUCAGAACCAGAAGCCCCGCUAGCCCUUUCAAGACAAUACAUACAUACAUAUAUAAUCGGAACUCGGCACUAUAUAGAUCGAACGUGGAAACCAGAAUCUUUUGACGCAUAUAUAGAUAUGAAGUAUACCAAGAUUAAGCAUUUGAGCCACCCCCACGAUGAUUUGAUGCUAGUCGAUUCCCCCCAAGCACCAUACAAGUGCGAUGGAUGCAAAGAAUUGGGUUUUAGACGAUGUUACCAAUGCGAAGACUGCAAUUUCCAUCUCCACGAGGAGUGCGCGAUGCCCGACUCAUCUGCUUUCCACCCAUUAUUCCGUAAGUGCGACUUCAGAUUUUAUGAAAACGCGCCAGGAAAUAGGGCUAGAUACUGUGAUGCUUGUGGGAAGGAUGUGCUAGGGUUUGUUUACCAAUGUUUGCAUAAGGAAGCGCAUGACCUACACCCAUGUUGCAUGAAGCUUCCACGCACCUUGAUUGGUGAUGGGGUGAAACUGCACCUCAGUGACAUGGUCUCCUCAAAAUGCCAGAAAUGUGGAAGUAAGGAAAUUUCUAAAGGGUUCAGGGGCUGGUCCUAUGAAUCUACCUGUGGCAAAUAUUGCUAUCAUGUAGCAUGCGUGAAGGACUUGGUAAUUGAGAAUUGGAGGAAGGGUUAUUUUGAUGGACAUAAUGAUGUGAAUGAUCAGAUAUUGAGUAACAUGGCGAUUCAAAUCAAAGUUCCGAACGAGGACAUAGUACAACAAAGUGAAGGAAGCUCAUACAGAUCAAAGAAGGCUAGCAAAUAUUGGAAGAUAGCGAAAUUGGCUCUCAAGCUCAUUAUUUCAGCUAUCUUUGGAGAUCCAAUUUCUGGGUUUACUGCUUUGAUUGAAUCAGUAGUUUCAAGCUGAUCUAUUUUGUGAAAUAAGAUGGUGAUUUCAUGUGAUAU